AUGCUUGUGCUAUGCCUGAUAUUUGGCAUAUGGCAUAUGGGCACACAAUGGACAACGACUUUAUUGUCUUUUCUACAAUGGGAUACUGUUGAAGUGAUGACUAUAGUUGAUCUAGGCUAUAUUCAAGCAUUUGGCAGUGUUUGUAAUGCUAUUGGAGCUUUAGCUUUCGGACAGAUGGCAGAUACUGCCGGUCCUAAAGCUAUGUUUAUGUUGUCUUGCCUUUUCACUGCCAUUUAUUAUUCGGGAAUUUCUAUUGCCAAGUCAUGGUAUGGAUUUUUCUUCCUCCAGGUUUGUUGACA
Molecule: messenger RNA, 299 nt
Organism: Cylicostephanus goldi
Lineage: Eukaryota; Metazoa; Nematoda; Chromadorea; Rhabditida; Strongylidae
Source: the annotation of a GenBank genome assembly